Messenger RNA from Cyclopterus lumpus (lumpfish), 1643 nucleotides. Its product is annotated as C-X-C chemokine receptor type 1-like. The record is from RefSeq and is a predicted model, not a curated record. NCBI's taxonomy places the organism in Eukaryota, Metazoa, Chordata, Actinopteri, Perciformes, Cyclopteridae. Gene Ontology annotation, biological process: neutrophil chemotaxis; G protein-coupled receptor signaling pathway; immune response. Gene Ontology annotation, molecular function: C-X-C chemokine receptor activity. Bases 120 to 1244 code for a protein of 374 amino acids. The transcript has 2 exons. Gene Ontology annotation, cellular component: membrane.
CACCUUACAUGUCAAAACCUCUUCUUGAUGACACGGGCACGUGAAGCAACACAUUGGGGACGUCAACAGGACAUUGGGUCAACUCUCUAUGAAAGAACAAACACUUAAAGGGAUGCUCAAUGGCACAAAGGCAUUUGGGUGUUGAGUGGUGGUCAUCUGGAAAGGAAGCUCCAGCAAAGCCAGAAGCCAUGUACUUCUUUUCUAUGGAUGAGGAAGUGAACUAUACUAGCUACGAAAACUACACGGCCUACGUUGUGGAUCCAAAGACGUUAUCAUGCGAGAUACCACUGCCGUCUCCCACAGCAGCUCUGACCCUCAGUGUCCUCCUCAUAGCCAUCUUUUUACUGGCCAUACCAGGGAACCUGUUGGUGGGGUGGGUGAUCCGCACCAGCAGACAGGCGCUGACCCCUUCGGAUGUGUACUUGUUUCACCUGACGAUAGCGGACGGUCUGAUGGCCCUGACGAUCCCAUUCUGGGCUGUAGCCCUGAUUAAAGGAUGGGUCUUUGGAGACAUCAUGUGCAAGCUCCUCAGCCUCGUCAACGAGGCAAACUUCUACACCAGCAUCCUCUUCCUGGCCUGCAUUAGCGUCGACCGCUACCUCGUGAUCGUGCACGCCAGGGAGAGCCUGCAGAGUCGCCAGAGGAAGUGCAGCAGGCUCCUGUGUGCAGCCGUGUGGGCCCUCGGUUGGGCCCUCGCCCUCCCUGCGCUCUUCAACGACGCCUUCGAGCUAAACUCGGAGAGGAUGAUUUGCCAUGAGACCUUUGACAUUGGCAAAGCCGCCUCGUGGAGGAAUGCCACGCGCGGGUUCCGCCACAUUUUGGGCUUCUUGCUCCCCCUGCUCGUCAUGGUAAUCUGCUACGGCGUCACCAUCGCCAGGCUGCUGCGCACCCGCGGCUUCCAGAAGCACCGGGCCAUGAAGGUGAUCACCGCCGUGGUGAUCGCGUUCCUGCUGUGCUGGACGCCGUACCACAUAACCUUGAUAGUGGACACGCUCCUGAGGGCCGACGCGAUACCGUUCGACUGCGCUCUGAGGAGAUCCGUGAACGUGGCUUUGGUUGUAACCAACAGCCUGGCUCUGCUGCACAGCUGCAUCAACCCGGUCCUCUACGCGUUCGUGGGAGAGAAGUUCAGGAGCAAAAUGACCCAACUUGUUCAGAGGAGAGCCAGAAAGGAGAGGACGUCGGGGUCGAAGUUCAGCCGGUCGACGUCGCAGACUUCAGAAGGCAACGGAGCUAUUCUCUGAAACUGCAAUAGACGUUUGACGAUAUAUAUUUUUUUGCCUAAUCCAGAUGUAAAGAACAUCCUUUGAUUUAAUUAUCUUCUUCUGAUUGGUGGUGCACUGCUGCCAUCUAUUGACUUUCCUGCUGGUCUUCUUCCACAUCGUCAAUUUCCAUUUUUCCUUGCUCAAGAAUUGACCAGUAUUUUGGCUUUUUAGUGUUUUUAAUCAAAGAUUCUUGGACUGCAUUUUUAUUGCAGAAUUCAAGCCUUCACUCUUGACAGUGAUUAUCGUUCAUAUAUCAUAUACUGUAUGCUACAAAGUAUGUAUAAACUGUAAAUACAGCCUUUUCAGUAUAAAGUGCAAAUGCUAUUCACAUUUAAAGUGCUGAUAAGUUCAUCAUUAGAAAUAAAAGGCCUUACAAUA